Molecule: messenger RNA, 558 nt
Organism: Striga asiatica
Lineage: Eukaryota; Viridiplantae; Streptophyta; Magnoliopsida; Lamiales; Orobanchaceae
Source: the annotation of a GenBank genome assembly
AUGACGUCACCAUUUGUCCUUGCGUUGACCGCAGAGUUGACCGCCGACAGUAUGUGCUCCCGUUCGGCCCCCAUCUCCUCCGCCAUCUCUAUGCAAUGGGACGCCACCACGGCCGCCGCCGAUGCCACCGCCGCCGGCGUCGCCACCCCCUGUUUUCCGGCGGCCAGUGCGGCCACGGCGGCCGCCACGCCGGCCACAGAGACGGCGGCGUGGAGGUGGGCGUUGUGGGCCCGUAUCUCCUGUUUCUUCCUUUCCCGCUGGUCCUUCAUCCAACGGCCCGCGCUCUUUCGCUUCAUGAUGCUCCUGGCCUUGGACAGCUCCACAGCCGAGACGCUCCAUGAUCGGGCCAAGAACUCCAUGGACUCAGUUGGUGUCUCGGGCUGUGGGCCCACAACGGGCCCCCACUCUGCUACAUUUUCUUCGUCUAUGUUUUCCAGCCCAUUGGGCCUACAUUUGGGCUCAGCACCUCUCCUCUCUACAGACACUACAUCAAACAAGAAAGAAAGGGUCGAGUGUGAGUUAAGGUUGAGAAAAUCACCAGGACUAAAAAAUUAUUAA